AUGUACAGCCUUUGGAAAUCGAUAGCGUUAUUUGGAGAGCUUGUUGUUGGACAAGGCUUCAAGGAAGCCUUUUGUCCUGGAUACCCGAGAAACCCUGAUUCUCCUAUCAGGGAAAUUGACUACAUAGGGCGAAACUUUCGAGAAAUCGACUUUGAUAAGAAACCCCUUGUGAUCGGACCCUUUCGGGGGUUUGACUUCUUUGGCGACGGUUCUUUCUACCUCCUUGAUACGCCAGGCCAUGCCAUUGGUCAUUUGGCUGGCCUUGCACGUACGACCACUGGUCCCGACACUUUCAUUUUCAUGGGUGGCGACCUCUGUCACCAUGGAGGUGAGAUCCGACCAUCGCCAUACCUCCCGAUUCCACAACACCUAUCCCAACAUCUGUCACUGUCUGACUCACUACGGCUUCUCUUGUCAAGUUGUCCGGCGACGGUACUAGACGAAGUGAAUGUAGAGCGUGGCCGCAAGACUGGGGAGACAUUCUUCGAUCCAAACAUAGGAUUUGACAUAGAACAAGCAAUAAAAACCAUCAAAGAGGCGCAGAAGGCAGAUGCUCAAGACCACAUCUUUUUCAUAUUCGCGCACGACAUGUCGGUCAUGGGUAUCGUCGACGAAUUCCCAAGUACUUUGAACGAUUGGAAAGGGAAAGGAUGGAAGGAGAAGACUCAAUGGAGAUUUUUGAAUGAUUUUGAAGAAGCUAUCAAGGAGGUAUAG
Fusarium poae is the source of this 714-nucleotide messenger RNA. RefSeq lists its product as uncharacterized. The coding region runs from base 1 to 714 and encodes 237 amino acids. The transcript has 3 exons. The record is from RefSeq and is a predicted model, not a curated record. Lineage: Eukaryota; Fungi; Ascomycota; Sordariomycetes; Hypocreales; Nectriaceae.